GUGCGUGUCUCGAUGCGGCACGCCUUCGAGCACUUGCAGCCGUUUUUCCAAAUGUUUUUAUUUAUUACAUCUGUAACAGUAGAGUGUACUGGUUGUGUCUGCUUCCUUCAGGUCGGCACACACACACACACACACACAGACGGCACAGAGUGAGUGAGUGAGUGAGAGUGUACAGCCCGGUUGCGCGCAUUCGGGGCCCCGCCUAGUACAUACAGACAGACAAACAAUACGACACCGUCACUAUUACGAAACACCUCGGACUGUAUGCCUGUGAACAUUUCAGUUGUUGUGUUUCUAAUUGCUGCUGCUGCAACUGCAACCAAAUGAACCCUAGUGCUCACGCAUCAUCAACCAUAUAAGUUGAUAAUAAGUUGAUCUCAUCAUCAAUCGCGUAAUAUAGUGUUUUCGAAUAGUAUAGUUUCGCGUCGCGCUAUGAUGGACGGCACAGGCCUGGACUCCGCCAGCGAGCACAGCAGUCACGCUUCGUCAGGCUCAUCGCCAGCCGUUGCCAUCAAACCGUCUCCUUCGCCGCCGACCAACAACAACCACUCGUCGAACAACCACAACCACAGCCCGCGGCAAGCGUCCCCGCUGGGCCCGCCGAUGUCCAUGGCCCACGCUCUCAGCCCGCCACCGGUCUCGUCGGCCUCGCUGGCGAGAAGCAUGGCUCUCGGCCACCUGCCGCCUCCGGGCUUGGGUCUGCUCAACUCCCUCGGAGUGCUGCACCACAGUCCGUUGGACCUGAUGGCCCACCACGGCCCGCCGAGAUCGUACAACAGCCCGCCGCCCAUCUCCACCUCCGAUCCCACGGCGAACGAGUGCAAGUUAGUCGACUACCGCGGUCAGAAGGUCGCCGCCUUCAUAAUCGCCGGCGACACGAUGCUGUGCCUGCCCCAGGCGUUCGAACUCUUCCUGAAACACCUGGUCGGCGGGCUGCACACAGUGUACACCAAACUGAAACGCUUGGACAUUGUGCCGCUCGUCUGCAACGUCGAGCAGGUCAGAAUCCUGCGAGGUCUCGGAGCCAUCCAGCCCGGAGUCAACCGAUGCAAGCUGCUCAGCUGCAAGGACUUCGACACCCUCUACAGGGACUGCACCACGGCCAGUUCCAGGCCCGGUCGACCGCCGAAGAGAGCACCGGUUGGGCUAAGUUUGGCAGCGUCGCAUUUACAGCAUCAACAACUCAAAAAACAACGCAUGGAUAACGGAGAAUAUCCAUACGAAAACGGACACAUGGGCGAUAUGUCUCGGUUGGAAAAAUCUCCGCUGCUAGCCAACGGCUACAAUCACCCGCCACAUCUCAAUCACAUGCAGUUCAUGCAGUUGCCGCACCCGGCGGCGGCUCAUUCCGCCCUUUUGUCGCCCGCAAUGCCGCACAACCUCAGCAGGCACGACGGUUCCGUCAUCAAGAACCAGGGCAUGCCCACCAUGGAGGCCCUAGCAAGAUCUGGCAUCUGGGAGAACUGCAGAGCAGCUUAUGAAGACAUCGUCAAACACUUAGAAAGGUUAAGGGAGGAAAGAUGCGACCCAGACAGACCGCUACCUUUGGACCAGAAACCAAGGGAUCUCAGUCCCAGAAACGGUUCUCCUACUGAACACAGUCCAGUUUUGAACCUUUCCAAGAGCGGGGGCGGAAGCGCCGGUUCUCUGGGCGAUGCCGACCAUUCAGGUAGCGAAGCUGACGGUCCAGACGCACCUCCAUCGCCCAGAUCGCCCAGAUCAGCUGCGGAAGACGAUGAAGAAGAUAACAUCAGCGAUCCAGAGGAGGAGGACGAGAAAGAUCAAGAUAUGGACGAUUCAGACAUCCCUCUACCUCUCCCAGUAGCCUCCGGUGCAGACAGCCCGCAAGCCGCCCUGAACUACUCCACCCUGGCGGCAGUGGCCGCCAACGGGCCCAGCCAAGACCCGAGCAUCUCUUCCACGGAAACCCUUUUGAGAAACAUCCAGGGUCUCCUCAAAGUGGCGGCAGAUAACGCGCGUCAACAGGAAAGGCAGAUCAACUACGAAAAAGGUACAAAUAGUAAUAUGGUCUACCUUCUAUCGCUAGCGCAGUAUUACAUGUAUCUGGCGGCCACACAAAAGUGUUAAUUUUUUAUCAAAAAACGUUUAUAAAUGUAUAUUAAUCAGUUGUUAAUUCGUAUGUUCCGUAAGACCGUUAGCCUAGUCACUUCAGGUUUUAUCCGAUUAACAAAGAGACGUCAUGUUUGCAAAUAUCUUGCUUUUAUGGGUCAAAAGUCAAAGUGUGAUAUACCAAGUGCUUAGCACCGUUGACUUCCAAACGCAAUAUUUCCUUAGUAAAAAUUUUGUGGAAAAGACUGCGAUUAGCAGGAAGCAAGAUAUUUUCAAAAAGCUACCCCUGUUCCUAAAGUGGCUGGUCUACGUGGCUCAGGAUGUCAAGUUGUCCAUUUUGUAAAUAUUAUUUGAGCCGACUUUGUAAAUUAUUCUCUGCCCAUAUCGACUUGUACUACAGUAAUUUUUAAGGUUUUAGCUUUGCUAGUUGUAUAUAUGAUAUACGAAAACAGGAGGGAUGUUUUAAUUUUUCGAAUCAUUGAAUGGUUUGUGGCAAACGUAAGAUGAUUAAGAUGUCCUCUGUUGUAUCAAAAGUUUUAAAAGUAAUUGUUAGAGGAUGGGCACAAAAACUUAAAGCCUGAUGUUUCAGUGAUGGAAUUUAGUUAUUCUGUCGGAUGGUUUUUAAAAAAUAUUUAAUAGUAAUGUGCCAUUUUUUCCCAGUGUUAAUAGAGUAGACGUUUAUUUAAAAAAAUACUAGUUAAUUUAACUUAAAAUA
Brassicogethes aeneus is the source of this 2785-nucleotide messenger RNA. The record is from the annotation of a GenBank genome assembly. NCBI's taxonomy places the organism in Eukaryota, Metazoa, Arthropoda, Insecta, Coleoptera, Nitidulidae.